CCUUAUUGUUGAUACUUCGAUCAGCGGAUAGACAAAGCUGCCGUAGUGUAGGAAACUAGUUCACUACAGAUAUCGCUCCCCGUAUUUUGGUCCUUCAUCAUGUAUCGUACUCGACCCAACUUGCGUCUGGCGUCCACGAAACGCGGGAUGCGCCGGAUCCUCAAGUACCAGGGCCCGGUCAACGAAUACAUCCGCCAGGCGGUGCUCGCGGGAACUUACCGCACUACCGAAGAACUUGAGCGUGUCAAGAAAGAACGUCGUGAAUCCGCCGACGAUUUGCAAACGAUUAUGCGUCGCUUUCGUCAAGAUAUUGUGCGUGGAUCCGCCAUAACGGACUAUCCCAUCGAGUACCUCAUCUUGCAAUCGCACCCACCUGUACCAGACCCUCCGCGCUUGAACCGCAAACUCGAACGCCAAAUGAAAGAACCCCCGAGUCCCCUUGCCAAACUCGUGCAAAAGCAUUUGAAACAACACGGAGACGAUGGAGGCAGCCGCACGGCCCCGGUUGGACACCGUUCGACCGAAGAAUACUACCGUCAUUUGCUGGGAGUCGCGGCUCCCUCGACCCAAACCGCACUAGGCAACAAAACGGCUCAAGUCCAAAAGGCGUACGCCAAAGCCGUCAAACAGUACGAACUCAUGCGUGUCGACGGCUUAUCCGAAGCGGACGCCAUGCUCCGCGUGGACGACCUCUUGGAGGAACAGGCCCGCAACGAAAAGACCAUGUCAACUCAGCGAGUGAAAGCCGCACAGGCCUUUCGGGAACGGGUCGGACCAGAAUUUAAGAUCCACAAUAUGGCUUGGGAAGCGAAAGCCGAGAUUGAUCAGCAGGAGCAGCGUCGGGCCAGCAAUACGGCCAACGACUCAUCGGAAAAUGCUGCUGAGGAACCCUUCUUGGGGGCGACGCAAAAUUUCGAACUGCUCGCUUCCGUUUUCGCCAACGACGCUACAAAAAUUCAAGGUCUCAUGCGUUGGAGUGAGCGCCUCGCGGCCGUGCCCUACACUGAAUGGACAAUCGGGGCCUCGACAGCCUUGGAUCACUGGAUGGCACGACAACUGUUGGGUAUGAGUGAAGAAACCUGGGCGACCUUGCUCGAAGGAGACUCGCCCGAUUUGCUAGCACAAGGACGCGAUUUAGUUCGCUUGCGGGAAACGCUCUUUCCGGAAACCAUUCUUGAAGCCCCGGAUAGCAUUGUCGAUGAGAGUGAGGAAGAAGCGCCAGCUGUCGAAGAGGAGGAUCCAGCUGAAAAGAGUAUCGAAGAACUACUCGCAUCUCUAGGUGGCCUCAAAACUUCCGGUGAAACGGGUGGCAACAGAAAGAAACCGAGUAGCAGUUCGUGGAGCUGGCUGGAAGACCUCGGUAGCGCUGAUUUAGAUGUCCGUAUCGAUCGAUUCGUCGAGCAACUCCAGGACUGGCGCUACCGAAAUGUUCAGACUCCCUACAACGAGUGGCCACAGCCGGACCAAAAUGAGUUUAGUGAAUGGCUCAAGGAAUUUGUGGAAUCUGUCUCGUCUGAUGCUGAACGGGGAACCAUAGAUUAUGUCGCUACACGUAAGGCGCUUUUGUCUUCGCCCCCGGUGGAUCGCGAACAAGCUGGUGCGUUCUGGAGCAACCUACAGCAUGAUACCCAAGCCAUUUCUUUAUUGGAUGCCAUGCGGGCGGAUGGACCUCCCCCCGGUGCCAGUAUAUUGCACGCUGCUUUCUGGGAUCUGCCGUAUGAUACCCAGCUCGAAUGUCUUUUGAACCUGGGGGCUCUCCGACCAAUCCUUGACGAAUACACGAAGGAAUCGGACCGUCUCGCCUUUUUGCAUCGAUUCGGGGACAUAGUGCUGGCCGGUGUCGAGCUGGAGCAUCUUGUUCCGGACCCGGAUGGCCCCGUGACCACUGCCGAUUUAAGUCCAGCCACGGUAGAAGAAAUGAAAAUUCAUCCAAGCUCUCGGUUCCGUUUGGAAAAACGUCCUUAUAUGUCCGAGUCAAACAUUGCGGCUGACGAAAAGUCACGGGCCUUGUUUCACGCCUGGAAUCAACACAAGGCCGGACGUGCACGGUACGAAGAGAAGCUAUUUCAAACGGGGCGACUGGGAUUGCGCUACAGUGACAGAAUCCCCAGACACGACGAGUUUCCAGAAGAAGAGAAAAAGUAA
Molecule: messenger RNA, 2145 nt
Organism: Phaeodactylum tricornutum CCAP 1055/1
Lineage: Eukaryota; Bacillariophyta; Bacillariophyceae; Surirellales; Neidiaceae
Exons: 1
Coding region: 100-2145 (681 amino acids)
Source: RefSeq, a predicted model, not a curated record